GCAUAUAUGAACUUUGUGAUUGCACUUGGAUUCAACUAGAAACAUAAGAAAAUCAUCAGAGGACAUAACAGCCUUUACAUAUGUGUAACAAAGCAAAACCAACACCAAAUACCUCCUGGAACCUGCGCAAGUACUCUUCUCUAUAUAAACCCCUGAAAAGAUGGAGUUUGUUAAAGAGGAAAGCGAAGACAUCAGUAUUUCAGAACCUUUUAGACUGAAGAAUGAAGAUACUGAGGAGCAAAAAGACCUGAUGGACAUGAAAGAGGAAUGUCAAGCACUGAAUGAAGUGGAGGAGAAAUAUCAGUGUCAGAAAACUGACGAUUUCAAAACUGGAGAAAAGUGUUUAAGUGGCUCACAGACUGAAAAGAAACAAAAAAGAACUCGAAGAACAAAAAACAUAAAAUCUUUCACCUGCCCUCAUUGUGGAAAGAUUUUCACACAUAAAGGAACCCUUAAUAUCCACAUAAGAAUUCACACUGGAGAGAGGCCUUACGUCUGCCCUCAGUGUGAAAAGAGUUUUAGACAUAAAGGACACCUUAAUAUCCAUAUAAGAACUCACACUGGAGAGACGCCUUAUACAUGCCAUCAAUGUGGAAAGAGUUUUAAGCAGAAUGUAAAUCUUACAUAUCACAUGAGAAUUCACACCGGAGAGAAGCCUUUCACGUGCCAGCUGUGUGGAAAGAGUUUCAGACACAAAGCAAGUCUCAAGGAGCACAUGAGAACUCACACUGGAGAGAAACAUUUUACAUGCUUUCAGUGUGGAAAGCGGUUUAGAAAUCCAAGUAGCCUAAGUAGGCAUGUACAUAUUCACUCUGAAAAGCAAUUACAUCACUGUUCUCAGUGUGGCAAGAGUUUCAAACAGGCAAACAGUCUCAGACUUCAUCAGCGCUAUCACUCUGGAGAAAAGCCUUUUAACUGUGAUCAGUGCGGUAAACAAUUUAUUUUUGCAUCUGUGUUAAAGAGACACUUGAAAAUUCAUGCAAAUGAGAAGCCUUACAUCUGCACUGUUUGUGGAAAGAGUUUUUCACAGCUAAGUUAUAUUAAACAGCACCAGAAAAUACACUUCGGUGAGAAAUCUUAUGUAUGCUCAGAGUGUGGUAAAGCUUUUAUUAGAGCUGAUGACUUGAAAGCACAUCAAAGAAUUCACACUGGAGAAAAACCUUACAAGUGCUCAUAUUGUGAAAAGAGUUUCAAACGGCCCAGCCAUCAGCAAGCACAUGAAAAAAUGCAUACUAGAGAGAAUCCAUACUACUGCUCUCCAUGUGAAAAGAGUUACAGCUCAUUGAGUACUGUACAGAGACAUAAAUAAGUUUUGCCCAAAUUUGUCAUGAUGAGAAUUUUGAGUCAUGUGAAAGCGAUCAAAAGAGUGAUAUGGUUUUGGAAGUUUGACCAUCCAACAACUCCCAUAGAGUGGAUGAAAUGGGGGGGGGACGUUAGUUUGAUCUAGGACUGGACGAAAUGGCAAAAAAAGAACAAAAUGGGAUAAUGUGAGAACUGCAAUAUACAAUGCCUGGUCGCAUACUCUAAGAUUUCGUUGGACCAUCUUUAUCUUUGAUUACGGCGUACAUUCGUCAUGGCAUAGCUUCGACAACCUGAUGCAACAUCACAACAUUUAUUUCCAUCCAGAGUUGCAUAAAGUUUUUGCCGAGAUCUUGUAUUGAUGUCGGGAUAGUCAAACCACUCCUUAAAGUCUUCUCCAGCACAUCCCAAAUGGGGUUAAGGUCAGGACACUGGUGGCCAAUUCAUGUGUGAAAAUGACUCCUCAUGCUCCCUGAACCACUCUUUCAGAAUUUGAUCCUGAUGAAUAUUGGCAUUGUCAUCCUGGAAUAUGCCUGUACCAUCAGGGAAGGAAAUAAUCUCUUGAUGGGAUAACCUGGUCAUUCAGGUAGUCAGCUGACUUCAUUUUAUUGCCACAUAACGUUGCUGAGCCUAGACCUGACCAAUUGAAGCAUAACACUGUCUCCAGAGACUUGUACAGCUGGCACUAUGCGUGACGUCGCUUCAUACGCUUCCCUUCUUAACCUGACACGCCCAUCACUUUGGAAUAGUGUAAAUCCAGACUCAUCAGACCACAUGACUUUUUUCCAUUGCUCCACAGUACAAUCUUUAUGCUCCCUAGCAAAUUUAAGCAGUUUUUUUCAGAUUAGCCUCACUAACAAGUGGCAUUCUUGUGGCCUCACAGCUGUUUAGUCUCAAUCCUGUAAGUUCUCGUUACAUUGUACAUGUGGAAAUGCUCUUACUUCAACUAUUAUACAUAGCCAUGAAUUCUGCUGUCCAUUUUUUACGAUGUUAUUUCACUAAGAGUUUUCAUUAAAGAUUUUUUUCA
Messenger RNA from Xyrauchen texanus (razorback sucker), 2326 nucleotides. RefSeq names its product zinc finger protein OZF-like. Bases 161 to 1309 code for a protein of 382 amino acids. Gene Ontology annotation, biological process: regulation of transcription by RNA polymerase II. Gene Ontology annotation, molecular function: RNA polymerase II transcription regulatory region sequence-specific DNA binding; DNA-binding transcription factor activity, RNA polymerase II-specific. Gene Ontology annotation, cellular component: nucleus. Lineage: Eukaryota; Metazoa; Chordata; Actinopteri; Cypriniformes; Catostomidae. The record is from RefSeq and is a predicted model, not a curated record. The transcript is spliced from 3 exons.